Molecule: messenger RNA, 1339 nt
Organism: Bemisia tabaci
Lineage: Eukaryota; Metazoa; Arthropoda; Insecta; Hemiptera; Aleyrodidae
Source: RefSeq, a predicted model, not a curated record
UAUUAACCAUAUUGGACCUUAGAUAGAUCCCGGAGUUCUAAGUAAAAGUGUUUCCAUAACUUCUUGUUGAGAGAGCUUAAUUAUUCAUUGGUGAUAAUUUUAGUUGCUUUCACUUCCAGACAGUGCGAAAGUGCCUACUACUUGGAGGUCAGUAGAGGUGAACCACAUCAUUUUCGUGUGGUAUCACGCUGAGGGAGAGGAGCCAUCCUACGAAAUACAACCAUUGAAGGAAAUAACGAGUUCUGGGGCAUACAAGUUUGUCGGACGCUUUGAAUAUUUAAUGGAUGCGCAUACUGAGGACAUCCUGCAAAAUUUGGCUGACAACUUUCAUGUGGAAUAUUUACACGUUCCUCGAAUGGGAUUUGCGGGUGCUGACUUGGACGGCUUCUGGAGGAAGUGGAUCUCAUUCUUCGUCCAAUUGAAUCAGAAAACAUCCUGGGAACCUGAUGCAGACCAUCCACACUUGUCGUGGACUCGCACUGAAUUUCAGUUUAAAUUUCUCAAAAAAAUUUUUAUUCCGAACGGACUUCAGGUUGUAAAAUGUGUUGGACCAGGCUAUGUAGAGGUCACAACAUUAUUUACAAACGUGAAAGCGUACAUGACGGUGUUCAUUACGCCAAUUGGGCCACUUAAAGUUCGGAUGGCUGGACAACUAUAUACGCGACCAUGCCACGUUCUCAUGGGUCGAUUCAUGCUGCAUGGAUAUUAUAAUAACGUAAAUAUUCUUACACAAGUUGCAAUGACGAUGGGCAGUUGGAGUGCCUUCAGUAUGCGGUAUUUCACUGUCUACGUUGAUUUACUCUCGAAAACGGGUCCUCUUUUCGUCUUGCUAUCUCUUGGAGUCAUCUAUAUCUUGUACUACCUCUACCUCCUCAGUCGACCACUAAAUUUAAUUUCCGAUUUGACCGGGGAGAGGAGUGAUAAAUAUUUCCGACUUCCCGCAAAAAAUGAUGCGAUGGCCAAAGAGCAUUUUAGAAGUCGAUUGCAACAAGAACGAGGGUCUGGAAAACUUCCAAUAUAUCCAAACGGGUGGUUUGGUAUACUCGAAUCCUCAGAAAUUGGCCGUAACGAAGUUAAAAACGUCACAGCUUUGGGCGAGAAUUUUGCUGUUUUUCGGGGGGCAGAUGGAAAAGUACAUGUAGUCAAUGCGUGUUGCAUCCAUUUAAGAGGAGACGUGGAAGUAGAAGGGACACCUAGGAACGGUUGCUUGGAAUGUCCUUCCCAUGGAUGGCAAUUCAGUGCAGAAACGGAAAACUGGAAGGAUAUCCCACGUAUCGAAAAAGGCAGGAGGAAAAAAAAAUAUCAGGGAUCAGGAUCAAGGAUCAAGUUAAAGAAAUAG